AUAAAGACGUUUGGUGGUGACGCUAAUAUGGAUUAUGUAAGCGUUUUAGGGCUAAGGCUUGGGGUAAUUUUCCCUCAGACUGCUGGUAGAAGGGUCACAGGAGCUGUGGUGCAUGGCACAGACCAGGAGCAGAGGGGGGAGAGAUGGCCGUAGUUGAGCUCAAUGCUGUCUGUGUAACAUGGAGCUAUUAGGGAAGAUACCGGCAGAGCUGCAGGACCAAAAGUCGCCCUGGACUCUGGUGGACACCAUGAACUAUGUGGGGCAGCUGGCGGGCCAGGUGCUGGUGACAGUAAAGGAGCUGUAUAAAGGAAUCAAUCAGGCCACCUUGUCGGGCUGCAUCGACGUGAUUGUGGUCCGACAGCCUAAUGGGACGUUCCAGUGCUCCCCGUUCCACGUGCGCUUCGGAAAACUGGGGGUGCUGCGCUCCAGGGAGAAAGUGAUUGAUAUAGAGAUCAAUGGAGAACCUGUGGAGCUACACAUGAAGCUUGGAGACAACGGAGAGGCCUUUUUUGUCCAGGAGACAGAGCAGCACAAUGAGAUUGUUCCCGCACAUCUGGUGACCUCACCCAUCCCCACGGAAGAAGCUUUGUUGAAAAGCAGGUCAACCGUGGAGCUCAGUCAACCCGUCAGUCCAGAAGAUCCGACCUCUGGAAACCUCCAGCUUUGCUCCAACUCAGUUGGAAAGAAGAGGAAGAGGCGCAAGAGGAAGCACAAAGCAGAGCCGCGCAAGGAGGAACAGACGCAAUCUGUAGGUGGGGAGCUGGAGCUGUGUGAGCUCAGUUCAGAUGAGGAGCAAAAUGCACACAAUGGACGAGCAUGUCUGCUGUCCACGACGAAGGACAGCAAGGACCACAGGCAGCAUUCCCCUCUUGUUAGCCUUGAAUGGGACAGCUACCCUUUCUCUGAUGGAGACUGGUCGCCCUGCACUACGGAGCUGUCCGAGCCCAUGUCGCCCAAGAGCGACUCGGAGCUGAUGGUGAAGCCGACAGAGAGCAUGCUCAGAGCCGACUCACACAUGCAGUGGACGUGGGGGGAGUUUCCAGAAUCCACCAGGGUCAACAGGAAGGACAAAUCAGAGCCACAGCCGUUGACCAUCACUCCCUCAGAGAACACACAUUUCAGGGUUAUUCUGAGCUCGGAAGCCAUGGAGGACGAGUCAAGAGGAGAACAGAUGCCCACAGAUCCUGUUUGCAGUAUUGUAAAACCAGAACCUCGCACCAUCAAACCCGAUCAGUGCAGCUGCAAACCGCAGCCCCCCGAAGCUACGUGUCACGAUACAAGCGUAGCUGAGCCCAAGGCGGACCUUUCAGAUUUAAUGUCUGGGAGCUUUGCUUCUGAGCCAUGUCCCAGCAACUCUGACCUCAGCGCAAAAAACACACGCAAGGCCAGGUGGACGUCCUCACCGCCCAGUCGCAGGGACAGCGGCUCUGCUGCCAGAAGAGGUAGCACCGAGGCUGGAGACUCCACAGCUGUUUGUCCUGAUACAAGGACCUCCAAAGUCACCGACUCACCCAAAGAGAGGAGGGGUGUGAGGAAGAGGAGUCAACACCAGGGACCUGAAGAUAUUUACCUGGAAGACUUGAAUGUACUUGAACCUGAUGUCGCUGCUCGCUACUUCCCAAAAAGUGAGUCUGAGCAGGUUCCUAAACACUGGGUGGAGACGGGACGGCGCUCCGGGUCCCAGUCGCCUCAGUCAGUGGGCAGCGCUGCAGCAGACAGCGGCACCGAGUGUCUGUCCGACUCUGCUGGUGACCUGCCAGACGUCACACUGUCGCUGUGUGGGGGCGUUGGUGAGAACUCGGAGAUCUCUAAAGAAAAAUUCCUGGAGCACAUCAUCACAUACAACGAGUUUGCAGAGAAUCCAGCAAUUAUCGACAACCCCAAUCUGGUGGUCAAAAUUGCCAACAGGUAUUACAACUGGACACUGGCAGCACCGUUGAUACUCUGUAUGCAAGCUUUCCAGAAGAACCUGCCUAAGGCUACAGAAGAAGCCUGGGUGAAGGAGAGAAUGCCAAAAAAGUCUGGACGCUGGUGGUUCUGGAGAAAGAGCAGCACGAAGCAGCUGUCAUCAGAGACCAAGUUGGAGAGACAGGAGUCUCUGACCAGAGAGAGCCCUGCCCUCCACCAGGCCCCAGAAACACAGCAGAAAGCUGCAGAGUGGUCCAGCGAUGAUGAAACUAAAGAGCUGAACUCUGCUGCACCUGCUCUGACACCCACUGAGCGCGUGCAGACGGACGGCCCAGCACCGACCCCGUGCUUCUCGUACAAGAAAUCCCUCCGCCUGUCGUCUGACCAGAUCGCCAGCCUGAAGCUGAGAGAGGGGCCAAACGCCGUCACCUUCAGCAUCACCACUCAGUACCAGGGAACGUGCCGCUGCGAGGGCACCAUCUACCUGUGGAACUGGGACGACAAGGUCAUCAUCUCUGACAUCGAUGGCACCAUCACCAAGUCAGACGUGUUUGGUCAGAUUCUGCCUCAGCUUGGUAAAGACUGGACUCACCAGGGCAUCGCGAAGCUUUAUCACUCAGUUCACGAGAACGGUUACAAGUUCCUGUACUGUUCAGCCCGAGCCAUCGGCAUGGCCGACAUGACCCGAGGUUAUCUGCACUGGGUGAACGACAGAGGGACUCUGCUGCCUCAGGGGCCGCUCAUGCUCUCCCCGAGCAGCCUCUUCUCAGCCUUCCACCGAGAGAUCAUAGAAAAGAAGCCUGAGAAGUUCAAGAUCGAAUGCCUGACAGACAUAAAGAACCUGUUUUACCCAAACACACAGCCCUUCUACGCCGCCUUCGGAAACAGAGAAAGUGACGUGUUUGCCUACAAGCAAGUGGGUGUUUCUAUGUGCCGGAUAUUCACCGUGAACCCCAGAGGGGAGCUGAUCCUGGAACAGGCCAAAGGCAAUAAAACAUCAUACAGCCGGCUGAGCGAGCUGGUGGAGCACGUCUUUCCUUUGCGAAACACGCAGCACAGCGCCACCUUCAGCUGCCCGGAGUUCAGCUCCUUCUGUUACUGGAGACAACCGAUCCCUGAGGUCUGCUUUGAGGAGCUGCUGUAACGUUUCCAAAUGAAACCAACGUGGAGCAGCAGCUUCCGCCGUGAUUACAUGCACUGGUUUGUCUGAAUCUUUGUCACUUUAUGGAUAAUUUGAUAUCAACACGUUCUGCUGUGAUGGAAAGUCUUGGGAUAUAGGGUAUAUAUUAUAUACUGUAUAUAUCUUUAGCCUAAUAGCAUAAUCGCCCAAGUCAUUUUUUGACUUACUGUUAAAAUAGCAUUAAAAAUACCAAUAAGCUUGCUAAAAAAAAAUUCUUGUUUUCUGAAAACAUUCAAAUAUGAUUUAGGCAAUAAUGCUAUUAGGCUAAUGAUAUGCACAGAUCAGCCACAACAUUAAAACCACCCACCUUGGCCAAACCAGGCACCUGCACCCCAUAGCAAUGACACACACAAAAACAGAACAACUAAAAAAAGAAAAAGAAAGAAAACAGCACAAGGUGGUGUUGACCUGGCCUCCAAAUUCUCUAGAUCCCAAACUGAUCAAGUCAACCCACAGGACCCAAAGACCCCCACUAACAAUACUCUGUCUCCAGACACCAAUAUUAGCAAGGUGGUCAUAAUGUUAUGCCUGAUCUGUGUAUGUAUAGUCCAUAUUUUCGAAAGCACAACAUGUCUUCAUGGUGUAUUGUUUAAGUUUAAGCCACACAGACUAGAGUUGAAGACUUGAGUGCGACACAGCUGCUGUCGUUGUGACCAUUUUAACAUUUUUGUAACAGUACACGUGGGCGGAUGGUGCCUCAGAACUUAUUCGGGCGGUGCAAGUUAGAAACAAAGAAAAAGACUGAUUGUAGCGUUGUUUUGCUGCCUUAGAACAGCUGUGUAGCCGUCUCCUUCAGGCCUUAUUCGCUCUGUAAUGUUCAUAUUUAAUGUAUUUUGCUCCAAAGCUGAAGGACGUUGCACUAAGAAGAAAUAUGACAUGAUUGUUUUCACACUUAAUAACUGCACAAUCACUUUCUGAAAGGUAGAUGCUGUUAAGUAUUUUUUUUAAAGAUGGAGUCGAAUGUAUUUUUGAUGAAGUCUGAGUCCUUGCUGGCCAGGUCGUUGAGAAUACUGCAGCACGUUCAUGUCUUGCCUCUGGUUUUCGUUUGUAUUCUUCUCAUGCUCAGUAAUAGCCGUUGGUAAAAAAUUCUUUCUGUGAAAGUGUCGAACUCUUGUGUGACGAGAUCACACUGUAUUUCCACAGGUUUAUGAAGUUAAUGUUCACUUUUAAAACGAAGAACCUUUGCUGCUGCUCUUUUCUGUAGAUUGUUGUGAUCCAGUCUACAUUAGGAUGUAACUAUGGAGGAGGUUUCGAUAAAUACAAACUGUCACUUUUAAAGGGUCAGAACUGUAGAUCCGCUGAACACGUGGUUAGAAUAUUUAAUGUCUGGAUAGUAUUGUAACGAUAUACAGGUAAAACAGAUGCUUAAAUAAAAAGAUUGUAUUUGAAA
Molecule: messenger RNA, 4478 nt
Organism: Mugil cephalus (flathead mullet)
Lineage: Eukaryota; Metazoa; Chordata; Actinopteri; Mugiliformes; Mugilidae
Product: phosphatidate phosphatase LPIN2-like
Exons: 20
Coding region: 179-3052 (957 amino acids)
Biological process (GO): cellular response to insulin stimulus; triglyceride biosynthetic process; positive regulation of transcription by RNA polymerase II
Cellular component (GO): nucleus; endoplasmic reticulum membrane; cytosol
Molecular function (GO): transcription coactivator activity; phosphatidate phosphatase activity
Source: RefSeq, a predicted model, not a curated record